Molecule: messenger RNA, 862 nt
Organism: Lonchura striata (white-rumped munia)
Lineage: Eukaryota; Metazoa; Chordata; Aves; Passeriformes; Estrildidae
Product: regulator of cell cycle RGCC
Biological process (GO): regulation of cell cycle
Source: RefSeq, a predicted model, not a curated record
GAGCGGGAGGCACCGGGACCGGAGCGCGGGGAGCCGAGCAGCCGCGAUGGCUGAGGAGCUCAGUGAGCUGCUGAGGGAGUUCGACGAGGUCAUGGAGGACUUCGCCCGGGGCCCUGCGAGUCAGUACCAGCAGCACCUGGAGGAGCUGAAGAGGAAAGCGGGACAGAGGGUCUAUGACAGUGGCAUCGAUGAGCUGGAGAGUGCCAGCACAUCCCCAGGAAGCAGCCUCAACUCCAGUGAGGAGCACCUCAACAGCCCAGCUGACACUUAUCCCACCAAAGCAAAGCUCGGAGACACGCAGGAGCUGGAGGAGUUCAUCGCAGACCUGGAUAAAGCCUUGGAGGAGAUGUGAGCUGUGCCGUGGAGUCUGGAGAGGAGCAGCCCCAGCCCUGAGUCUCCCUGAUGCUGCCUCUGCUUCUGCACCCCUGGCUGGGGUGGGGACGGCUCCGGGGACAGGGAUGGGCAUGGGGACAGAUCCGGCCGUGGGACAAUGGUGGCAAGGCCCUGCCAGCGCCAGGAGAGGACAGCCCUGGGUGUCCUGGCCCUGCCCUGGACAAGGUCUGGUGGCUCUGGGGUUUGGGGGGGAGCUGGGCUGCUGCUGAAGCCCCCAGAGUAAUUUUGGGGAAGAUCAGCUUGCAGGACGUUAGCGUGACCCCCGUGUCCCCACCAGGCUGGGAAGCCUGGUUCCUUGGUGGCAUCUGUCACUGCUGACCUUUGCUUUGCAUGGGGAGCCCCAAAUUGGGCCCCUCUCUGCCCCCCCCACCAAGUGCCUCUGCCCCAGCUGCUGCUGUAAAUACUGUAAAAAUAUAUUUUGUGCUGUACAGAGGGGACAUGGAUCUGUGAACAGGAUUUUAAACCUCUG